This is a messenger RNA of Blumeria graminis f. sp. triticale, 765 nucleotides long. The record is from the annotation of a GenBank genome assembly. Lineage: Eukaryota; Fungi; Ascomycota; Leotiomycetes; Helotiales; Erysiphaceae.
AUGCUAGCUCUGAAUGAGCGCGGCGAUAUUAAUGCUGCGUCAAUUGGUAUCUAUCUUAUUCUAACGAUCAUUCUUUGUUUCAUUUUUCGAAAUAAUGGGAUUUUCCAAUCUAUCGGUCUCCUUUUCGUAUUCUUAUUCACUGUUGUAAAACUGGUUGGCAGCUGUAUGACCGUCUAUGUCCAGACUACAAUGGACAUGAGCCUUUAUACACCAGCUGCAAUCAUCGGCACGGUUGUACUAUCGCCUCUAAUGUUAUCAAUAUGUGCACUACUUAUGCCUAAUAAAAAGACGAUUGAAAGUUUUCGCAGCCCAACUGCUUUGAUUGGUCCCAAGUUCAUCAUAGCCACAAGAAUGGUCAUAUUUUCUGCCCUCGCUGUCGGAGUAACAGGCGGCCUAAAAAUUUUUACGACCAACACCACUCCAGAAGGCAUCCAGCAGGGACAGAUACUACUUCGUACAGCAGCUGGCCUGGGAAUUUCUAGCUGGAUGCUCAUUUACGGUGCCAUCAUCUUAUUUUAUCCAGAAAGACACUGUAUGGGUACAGCUUAUCCUAUUAUUGCUUGCAUGAUAAUGCCAGUUUUCACGGUCCGACUCGCGUAUGGAUGUGCCGUCGCAUCAACAUUCUACACAGAUCUAACACAGGUAUUCAAUCCCUUGGCUGGAAACUGGAUCGUUUACAUGGUCAUGGCAUUUAUCCCAGAGGUCUUUAUAUCUGGAUCCCUGGUUGGGAUUGGGCUGGUUAAUUGCAUUGGCCAAAAAAGAUGA